AGCGAGAAUCGAUGUAUCGAUUGCAGAUAAAAACAUCGAUACUAAGUAGGGCACGGACGAUCUGGCAACGUUGGUCGCUUAUUCUUAGUUUUUGAGUUAUAUCUAGUAGCUGGAUGCGCCUAAAUCCCGUAAACCGUGUGCUGGCAAUGCAGUGAGAAGCAGCGGCGUCAGUGAAGGCGUCGAACAGCUCGCCGGGGGUUGGCGACGUGUCAACCGGCUAGAAUACAACUGGACAGCAAAGAUGACGGCCACGCUGCGGUACCGGGGCGACAAGAGCAACCUGCUGGAGUUCGCCAAGAACCUGGACGCGUUCAAGAAGGUGCCGGAGAAGUACACGGAGACCACGGAGAUCGGCGGAACACUUUCCCUGCUCAGUCGCCUGCUGAUCGUCUACCUGGUGUACACGGAGCUGCACUACUACUGGCACGAGACGGACAUCUUCUACCAGUUCGAGCCAGACAUAGCCCUGGACGAGCAGGUGCAGAUGCACGUGGACAUCACCGUGGCCAUGCCCUGCGCCUCGCUCUCGGGCAUCGAUUUGAUGGACGAGACGCAGCAGGACGUCUUUGCGUACGGGACGCUGCAGCGCGAGGGCGUGUGGUGGCAGAUGUCCGACCAGGAUCGCCUCCAGUUCCAGGCCAUCCAGAUCCAGAACCACUAUCUGCGCGAGGAGUUCCACUCGGUGGCGGAUGUUCUGUUUAAGGACAUCAUGCGGGAUCCGCAUCCGAUGCACGAGAGUCCGGCGGCAUCGCCGCAUUUUCCGGCUGCUGCACCGCCGCCGGGCGCUCUGCUGCCCGUCGCCCUCGACUUUCAUCAGAAUCCGGGCGAGGCGGAGAGCAAAUUCGAUGCCUGCCGCUUGCACGGAACCCUGGGCAUCAACAAGGUGGCCGGCGUGCUGCAUUUGGUGGGCGGGGCGCAGCCAGUGGUGGGUCUGUUCGAGGACCACUGGAUGAUCGAGCUGCGCCGCAUGCCGGCCAACUUCACGCACCGCAUCAACCGCCUCAGCUUUGGGCAGUACUCGCGGCGCAUCGUCCAGCCGCUGGAGGGCGACGAGACCCUCAUCCACGAGGAGGCCACCACCGUGCAGUACUUCCUCAAGGUGGUGCCCACGGAGAUCCAGCAGACGUUCAGCACCAUCAACACGUUUCAGUACGCCGUUACGGAGAACGUGCGGAAGCUAGACUCGGAACGAAACUCGUACGGCUCGCCGGGCAUCUACUUCAAGUAUGACUGGUCGGCGCUCAAGAUUGUGGUGGGCAACGAUCGCGACCACCUGCUGACCUUCGCCAUCCGCCUCUGCUCGAUCAUUUCCGGCAUCAUUGUCAUCUCGGGGGCCAUCAAUGCGCUGCUAUUGGGACUGCAGCGGCGCCUGCUUCUCGUCUUCUGUCCGCAGCUGUACCACAGACUGGCCAAAUCCCCGGCGAUGCCUUCUCCUGCCGCCCAGCCAACGGUGGCCGCACCGCCGCCGCCUGUCAACGAGCUGCUGCAGACGGCCAACCUCAUGGCCAGCGUGGACAUCUCGGCCUAUUUGCCGGCGGCGCAGCCCAAGCUCAAAGCUGGCCACUAGCCCAGACCAGCCCAGCCUAGCCGAAUCUCCCAGAGCUCUAAAGCGUAGACUAAGUUUUUGUAUUCCCUCAUUAAUAUAAAAAUACAAGAUAUGUUGUACAUUAA
Messenger RNA from Drosophila kikkawai, 1671 nucleotides. RefSeq names its product endoplasmic reticulum-Golgi intermediate compartment protein 2. Gene Ontology annotation, cellular component: membrane; endoplasmic reticulum; COPII-coated ER to Golgi transport vesicle. The record is from RefSeq and is a predicted model, not a curated record. Lineage: Eukaryota; Metazoa; Arthropoda; Insecta; Diptera; Drosophilidae. Gene Ontology annotation, biological process: retrograde vesicle-mediated transport, Golgi to endoplasmic reticulum; endoplasmic reticulum to Golgi vesicle-mediated transport.